Spodoptera littoralis (African cotton leafworm) is the source of this 2124-nucleotide messenger RNA. Lineage: Eukaryota; Metazoa; Arthropoda; Insecta; Lepidoptera; Noctuidae. The record is from the annotation of a GenBank genome assembly.
AUGUCAACCGAAAAUUGCUUGGUGAAAGCAAUUUAUUCUUUCAAGGGAAAAAAUAAUGACGAGCUAUGUUUCAAAAAAGGCGAUAUUAUAACUGUUACCCAAAAAGAAGAAGGUGGAUGGUGGGAGGGAACUUUAGGCGAGACUACUGGCUGGUUCCCAAGCAACUAUGUGACUGAACAUAAAGAUCCAUCGGGUAGUGUAACAACAUCCCCUAUAAGAGCAGCAUCAGAAAUACAGGCAUUCAGAAAUGUAGUUCUCAAAGAUAUAAUAGACUCUGAGAAGGCUCAUGUAGCUGAAAUGCAGGGACUUGUCAGCAAUUUCUUACAGCCUUUGGAGAAAAGUGAAAUGCUGACAAGAGAUGAAUUCAAGCAGUUGACAGGCAAUAUAAAUGAAGUGCUUCAAGUACAUGAGCAGUUCCUGGCAUUAUUAGAUGAAUGUGCGACAAAGACUGGGCCUGAUCAAAGAGUGGGUGGGCUGUUUUUACAAUGGGCACCAAAAAUUAAGAGUGUACAUCAAAGUUAUUGUGCUGGCCAUCCAAAAGCAGUUUGUAUUCUGGAUAAAUACAAAGAAGAAUUGAAUACAUGGAUGGAAGAAGCUGGUGCUGUAUGUCCUGGGGUGCUUGUCUUGACAGCUGGCUUAUCAAAGCCAUUCCGGAGGUUGGGGAAAUAUCCUGCAAUGCUACAGGAGCUCGCUAGGCAUGUCCAUGAAGCACAUCCAGAUAGGGGCGACACUCAUCGAGCAUCUGUUGUGUAUAAGGAUAUAGCUAGUGGUUGUGCUGCAUUACGGCGACAAAAAGAGUUAGAGCUCCAAGUGGUUACUGGCGAGGUUCGCGGCUGGCCAGGAGGUGAACUGGCAUCUCUUGGUGAUGUGUUACAUAUGGGCAGUGUAGCAGUAGGCCCCUCACAUCAAGACCGUUAUCUUGUACUCUUCCCAUCAGCAUUACUCUUGCUUUCUGUCAGCAAGAGAGUGUCUGCAUUUGUGUAUGAAGGUUGUCUUCCACUAACUGGCAUCACAGUCUCUAAAUUAGAUGAUACAGAUACCAGAAAGAAUGCAUUUGAAAUAGGCGGACCAAUGAUAGACACGAUUGUAGCCGUGUGUCAAACAAGAGCUGAAGCUGACAAUUGGGUCAGUCUGUUACAAAAACACUCCAACACCAGCAGCCCUGCUCAUGAGCCUGGACAACCACAAUCAUUGCCACAUAUGGCCAUGAGCGACAGCAAUAACUCUGAUUUAUCGUCUGGUCUAACAAACCAUAAAAGAUCACAUUCAUUCAACAAUCAUCAAAGCUACACACAACAUACGCAACAAACGCAAAAAAAUAAACAAAAGAAUCAGUCGGCGCGCUGGCUCUUAAAUUCGUGUGACUCACUUGACCAAUCACCUGCUAAGUCAAAUAAAAGUCCUAUCGGUAAAAAGUUUUCAUCUGUGGAUUUCAUCGACACGGCUGGCUCGAACUACAGCAAUAAAGGGUGGAGCAUAACAUGUUUACGGCCAGCACCGCCUCUCAGACCGCAAUCUUUCACGGUGGGUUCCGACGAAAACAUUGGGCCGACGCACCCUUAUGCGCCACAUCAACGAAAGUCCAAUUCUUAUGAAGAGGACGCUCUAAUAUUAAAAGUUAUCGAGGCUUACUGCACCUCGGCGCGCUGCAGAAAUGCUGUAAGUUCAGUGGACUGCGGCCACUUGUCUCUCGGUAAAGUACAAUAUCACGCACCCGCUACUAACAUACCUCACUAUAACUACACUAAACUUCCGACCGUCCAGCGAAGUAACACGCCCGAAUAUUCCGGCUGUAGUAAAACGACAAAAGUAAAACGUAACAAAAGCUCCUCUGCGGCGGACGCAUACUUGUAUCGAGGCCCGGACACGAGGAGGCUGCUGUCAGACCGAAAAUUCGACAUGAAUCGCUCUAAUCCCAAUCUGUGGGAGUGUUCCGAGGAGCGCAGACAGAAGUUGAUAUGCGGCCGGGAGCGCCGCAGCGGCUCGCACCCGAGCCUGGCCGCGCCGCUCCGCGCUGUGCUCACCGUCCCCUCGCCUUCCACCACGUCCCGCUCCGCGCGCUCCUCUACUUGGUGUUGUGGCACCUUUGUCAAACAACUCACGAAAUCUCAUCAUUUUGAUUGA